Messenger RNA from Nicotiana tabacum (common tobacco), 498 nucleotides. NCBI's taxonomy places the organism in Eukaryota, Viridiplantae, Streptophyta, Magnoliopsida, Solanales, Solanaceae. The record is from RefSeq and is a predicted model, not a curated record.
AUGAGUAUGAUGGGAGAGCUUACAUUCUUUUUUAGAUUCCAAAUUCAUCAAUCAGAAAGUGGGAUAUUCAUCUGCCAAGCCAAGUAUAUAAAGGAAUUAAUUCAAAAGUUUGGAAUGAGCAAUGCCAAAUCAAUUGGAACUCCUAUGAGUCCCUCUACAAGUUUAGACAAGGAUGAACAGGGAAAAUUGAUAGAUGAAACAAAGUAUUGUGAAAUGAUUGAAUCCCUAUUAUAUCUAACUGCUAGUCGACCAGAUAUCAUGUUCAGUAUUUUUAAAUGUGCAAGGUUUCACUUAGCUCCUAAGAAGUCACACUUAACUGCAGUAAAGCGAAUAAUUCGCUACAUUGGAACCACCUCUUAUGGACUUUGGUAUCCACGCUCUAACAAUUUUAAACUUGAGGGAUUUUCAGAUGCUGAUCUUGCAAGUGAUAAGGAAGCAAAAAAGCACAAGUGGAACCUACCAAUUACUCGGAAAGGCAUUAAUCCCCUAGAAGAGUAA